GGGGAGAGAAGGACACCCGUUUGAGUUGAGAGAGAGAGAGAGAAGACAAAAAGGACAUCCAACAAAAAAGGGUAACAACUCCUCAAAAUAUCUGUGAAAAAUUCUCAACCUCUAGCAUCUGGAGCCAUCUCCACCGUCCACGUACCCACUAAACCCCCAAACCGCCCUUCUCCAUCUCGAUCCCUAUAAUUUUCAUCACUAUCUUCUCCAGCUUUCUAUCAAAACCUCCAAUCCAAUCGAACCCAAUCCAAUCCACCUGAAACUUUCUCCGAAACCCUAAAAGAUGUUGAGGCUGGUAUCGAAGAGGCUCCUCCAGGGCUCCCGCGAGGCCCAGUCGCCGGCGGUGAUGGCCGCGCCGCGUCGUUUCUACCACGAGAGGGUGGUGGACCACUACGACAACCCCCGCAACGUCGGCUCCUUCGACAAAAACGACCCCUCCGUUGGUACCGGACUCGUCGGCGCUCCCGCCUGCGGUGACGUCAUGAAGCUCCAGAUUAAGGUCGACGAGCAGGGCAAGAUUACUGACGCCGUCUUCAAGACCUUUGGCUGUGGAUCCGCCAUCGCCUCAUCUUCAGUCGCUACGGAAUGGGUGAAGGGGAGGCAAAUGGAGGAGGUCCUGACAAUUAAGAACACGGAAAUCGCCAAACAUCUCUCUCUUCCUCCAGUCAAGCUACACUGCAGCAUGCUUGCCGAGGAUGCCAUCAAGGCAGCUGUUAAAGACUACCAAACAAAGCUGGCUAAAUCAUCAAAUGGCAGCUCAGAGGCCUCACCUGUGGACAAGGCUGCUAGUGCUUGAUUACUCGUUUUGAGAUGAUGAUGAACAAUAUCUGCUGUCCAGUUUUCAACCUGCCAAGCUUGGUAGUAGCUACAAUAAUGGUUCCACUGGAUUAAACUAGCACCAAGUUGUUGUAUGUUGUUAAGUGUUAACUACCAACAAAAAAUUAUGUUAUUUUCUUCGUGUGUGGUGUUGACACUUUUUUGAACACACAACUUUCAAGUCAAUGUAAAUUAGAUAUGGUUUCGUCCAGUCAAUAAUAGUAGAUAGAUGAAGAAGGCUUCGGUUUUUCUUUGCUAGUUUUUACCCCCUUUUCAACUUGAUCAUGUUGUAUACAUUGAUUCCGGGACCAGUAAUAUACUCGAGACUUCGAGAGACAUCAAUGAAAUUAAAGGUGCUGCCAUAUAUAGUUGAAUCAAC
This is a messenger RNA of Fragaria vesca subsp. vesca, 1195 nucleotides long. Its product is annotated as iron-sulfur cluster assembly protein 1-like. Bases 284 to 796 code for a protein of 170 amino acids. The transcript has 3 exons. Lineage: Eukaryota; Viridiplantae; Streptophyta; Magnoliopsida; Rosales; Rosaceae. Gene Ontology annotation, cellular component: mitochondrial matrix; cytoplasm. Gene Ontology annotation, molecular function: 2 iron, 2 sulfur cluster binding; ferrous iron binding. The record is from RefSeq and is a predicted model, not a curated record. Gene Ontology annotation, biological process: iron-sulfur cluster assembly; intracellular iron ion homeostasis.